AUGCACCGACACGGCGGCCGCGCGUGUGUGUGUGGGGCCGCGCACACACGCGCGCCCUGCAUUGGGCCAGCGACCUUGGCCGAAGGGAGCGGCUUCCGCGAUCCUACCUGCCUAAGGGACAAAGGACCAGGCCCCAAAGGCCCGCGCAUUUGCAUAGAUCGCGACGCCCGCCCCGACGACCGCGCAUCACUAAUUGCGAACGCAGAC
Messenger RNA from Iphiclides podalirius (scarce swallowtail), 207 nucleotides. The record is from the annotation of a GenBank genome assembly. NCBI's taxonomy places the organism in Eukaryota, Metazoa, Arthropoda, Insecta, Lepidoptera, Papilionidae.